AACAUCAACAUGGACACGCACAUUAUUUACUCCCUGUCGAGUAUGAGUGUACUAGGGUUAAAACCACAUGUCAUGACACAACCAAGUUCUAUAUAAAGGGAAGCUUUUGGAAUGGAUGUCACUGUUACCAAAAGUCAAGAUCUGGAUAUCGUCGUUUGAGAAUUCCGUUAUACACAACGAGUUCGUCCGCUGAAUAUAUCUCUAUGGAUUACAAGAUGAACAUGUCCGCCGUACGGUUAAUAGCUGUGAUUUUGGCACUUGCUUGUCACCUCUGUGAUGCAAAAUCUCUAUAUCUCUACAAAAGGGGAGAUAUGUCUAUGUAUAACAACGAAGCUAUGGGAAUCUGCACGUGGUGCGGCGAGGCUUACGGCCUAGGAUCAGAAUGCUUGCAGAGUUUCAAAACAUACCGACGGUGCUUUACAGCUGCCACCGAGAGGAGGAAGCGCAGCUCAGGCGUAGAGCCACCCUCUGACGACGACAUCUCCUUGCCUGUAAGAUACAUACAGGAGGUUCUAUCACGGUCAGCGUUAGACAAUACGAAUACAAUCUGGUGACCUUGCUAGUAGAUGCACAAGUUGAAACAACGUCGCCGUGCCUUGGACCACACUAAACAGUAUUCAACACACUUCUCUAAGUAUUUCCGAAUUGCUCAGCAUCACUCUGCUGGUAACUCUAAUGAUAAACAUUAAUUUAUUGUCUUGUCGCUAUUUAUUUAUAAAUAUUUAUUCAUUUACUCAAUCAACAUUACGCAGAUAAUGUGGAAUCCCCUGUAUGGGCACUUACGAUUAUUAGCGUUGACCAUGCCAUGGAUUUUAGUUAUAUUAACUCGUAGACCUACGUUUCAGCAACGCAUCACAUAACACGUCCUGUUGAGAUAAAAUAACAUAUGGCUUCUCUAUAAUAGUCGUUUCAUAACUAAAAUAGAUCGGUAUGGAAACUACAUAAACAGAAAGAACCUGAUCUCCGAUUGAAAGAACAAUGACUUACCACUGAAGAAAGACGCUGAAAACACGAAAUACUUCGGACUUCUUAUUACAAAUGUCAAGUGGCGGUCGUUCCAAUAUGAAGAGGGCAAUGCUUAUCAGAUAACAUGUAUUAUUUCUCAAAUAACCAAACCGUUGCAACACUGGGACUUACCACUUUUGUCACGAAGGUUUUCUGAUGCUAAUUAUUCUUUCUCCAGUUAUUUUGUAUGUCUCUAGUUGAUGGCGAGUAAAUAAACUCAGGUUGUCUCCAGACAGCAGCUUUUUCUCUUGGUAGAUAGUAAAUCACAUUCAUAGAUUAAUUGUGUGGUCUUAAAGAAGGGCUACUAUAAUAAUUUAUAGCCAUCUGUUUGAAAGAGAUUUAAAACGUUUUAAAUUUCUGUAACGCAAUGGUUCCAAGAAACC
Molecule: messenger RNA, 1388 nt
Organism: Lingula anatina
Lineage: Eukaryota; Metazoa; Brachiopoda; Lingulata; Lingulida; Lingulidae
Source: RefSeq, a predicted model, not a curated record